AUGGGCAUCUGUACGCUGGGCCGUGGGCAUCUGUACGCUGGGCCAUGGUCAUCUGUACGCUGGACUGUGGUCAUCUGUGCAUUGGGCCAUGGACGUCUGUACGCUGGACCGUGGUCAUCUGUACGCUGGGCCGUGGGCGUCUGUACGCUGGACCGUGGGCAUCUGUACGCUGGACCGUGGGCGUCUGUACGCUGGACCGUGGGCGUCUGUACGCUGGACCGUGGUCGUCUGUACGCUGGGCCGUCGGCACCUGUACGCUGGACCGUGGGCGUCUGUACGCUGGGCCGUGGGCGUCUGUACGCUGGGCCGUCGGCAUCUGUACGCUGGACCGUGGGCAUCUGUAUGCUGGACCGUGGGCAUCUGUACGCUGGACCGUGGGCAUCGGUACGCUGGACCGUGGGCAUCCAUACGCUGGACCGUGGUCAUCCGUACGCUGGGCCGUGGGCAUCUGUGCAUUGGGCCAUGGGCAUCUGUACGCUGGGCCGUGGUCGUCUGUACGCUGGACCGUGGGCAUCUGUGCAUUGGGCCAUGGGCACCUGUACGCUGGGCCGUGGUCAUCCGUACGCUGGGCCGUGGUCGUCUGUACGCUGGACCGUGGGCAUCCGUACGCUGGGCAGGGCUGAGGACGCCGUGGCAGGCCUCACUCGACACCCCAGCCGUGCGGACUUGCCUGUGCUGUCGAAGGUGGCAGUGGGGACACUGCGUUCGUGUGGGACUGCCCGCCCUCUUGCUCAGCGCCCAGGCGCCCCGCCAUGUCCUGGCCCCUCCCAGCCUCCGCAGCUGCCGGUGUCCCCUCCUGUCGUUGCAGGCGUCCGACCUCCGAUUAUGAAUGGGCCCCUGCACCCCCGGCCCCUAGUGGCCCUGCUGGACGGCCGAGACUGCACUGUGGAGAUGCCCAUCCUGAAGGACGUGGCCACUGUGGCCUUCUGUGAUGCACAGUCCACACAGGAGAUCCAUGAGAAGGUCCUGAACGAGGCAGUCGGGGCCCUGAUGUACCACACCAUCACGCUCACCAGAGAGGACCUGGAGAAGUUCAAGGCCCUGCGGAUCAUCGUCCGCAUUGGCAGCGGCUUUGACAAUAUCGACAUCAAGUCGGCCGGAGAUCUAGGCAUUGCUGUCUGCAACGUGCCGGCCGCAGCUGUGGAGGAGACGGCAGACUCGACCCUGUGCCACAUCCUGAACCUGUACCGGCGGACCACGUGGCUUCACCAGGCCCUGAGGGAGGGCACGCGUGUCCAGAGUGUCGAGCAGAUCCGGGAAGUGGCCUCUGGAGCCGCCAGGAUCCGCGGAGAGACCUUGGGCAUCAUCGGACUAGGUCGCGUGGGCCAGGCGGUGGCACUGCGGGCCAAGGCCUUCGGCUUCAACGUGCUCUUCUACGACCCGUACCUGUCGGACGGCAUCGAGCGCGCGCUGGGGCUGCAGCGGGUCAGCACCCUGCAGGACCUGCUCUUCCACAGCGACUGCGUCACCCUGCACUGUGGGCUCAACGAGCACAACCACCACCUCAUCAACGAUUGGACUGGUUUUCAGAUGAGACAAGGGGCGUUCCUGGUGAACACGGCUCGGGGCGGCCUGGUAGACGAGAAGGCCCUGGCGCAGGCCCUGAAGGAGGGGCGGAUACGUGGCGCAGCCUUGGACGUGCACGAGUCUGAGCCCUUCAGCUUCAGCCAGGGCCCCCUGAAGGAUGCACCCAACCUGAUCUGUACCCCGCAUGCCGCGUGGUACAGCGAGCAGGCCUCCAUCGAGAUGCGCGAGGAGGCAGCACGGGAGAUCCGGAGGGCCAUCACAGGCCGGAUCCCCGACAGCCUGAAAAACUGUGUCAACAAAGACCACCUGACGGCGGCCACCCACUGGGCCAGCAUGGACCCAGCCGUGGUGCACCCCGAGCUCAAUGGGGCUGCCUACAGGUACCCCCCAGGUGUGGUGGGCGUGGCCCCCACCGGCAUCCCCGCCGCUGUCGAAGGCAUCGUCCCCAGCGCCAUGUCCUUGUCCCACGGCCUGCCCCCCGUGGCCCACCCACCCCACGCCCCUUCUCCUGGCCAAACUGUCAAGCCCGAGGCGGAUAGAGACCACGCUAGUGACCAGUUGUAG
Elephantulus edwardii (Cape elephant shrew) is the source of this 2091-nucleotide messenger RNA. RefSeq names its product C-terminal binding protein 1 (gene CTBP1). The coding region runs from base 1 to 2091 and encodes 696 amino acids. The transcript is spliced from 10 exons. Gene Ontology annotation, molecular function: NAD binding; transcription corepressor activity; oxidoreductase activity, acting on the CH-OH group of donors, NAD or NADP as acceptor. The record is from RefSeq and is a predicted model, not a curated record. NCBI's taxonomy places the organism in Eukaryota, Metazoa, Chordata, Mammalia, Macroscelidea, Macroscelididae.